AUGACUUCUCGCGCCAGCGGCAGCACGCUCGACACUAGCCAAUCAGGCGAUGCUACACGCUCAGCAUCUCCAGCCAGCAUGAGCAACAGCAACAGCACUCGCGCCACCAACAGCACUCGCGCCUCCGAUCAAGCAUGUAUGCGCUCCAGCACUUCUCGAACCGGUCUGCACAUUCGAGCCAAAACUUCCGAAGCUCUCCAUCUCGUCAGUCAUCGCGAAUGGGCGGAGCUGAAGCAGGGCGCCAAGAGCAAAGCCAGAGCGGCUGCUCAGGGAAUCGCUAGCAGAUCCGCACCCCUCCGAUCCGAUAGCGCUCUCUUCUCACCCGCGCCCGCGCCUGCGCCUGCGCCUCACCCCUCCGCCCUCGCCUCAUCCCGAUCCUUCUCUUCGCUCUCCAGCAGCAACACCGCCACUGCCACCGUCACCGCCACCGCCACCGCCGCCGCCGCCACUCGCCCUGCACUGCCUCGAGCGGGUCACAUCCAACCAGUACUGCUGCCGACCUACGCUCAACUUUUGCCUGCUCGAGAUCGCCAACCUCAGACUUGGUCGUGCAGGGAUGCGCCGGAAGAUUUGAGCGAUGGAGAAGUGGAAAUCUUUCUUCGAAUCAGGGGCUUUGUGGAGAGGUGGCCUGAGAGCAGGAGUACGGCGCAGCGAGUGUGGGAAAGGGCCGGCAGGCAGGUCAGUCUAUCGCCGCGCGCGCGCUUGCAACCAAUCGUGCAUCGCUGACUGUGACUGCUGCCCCUGACUCACGGCGCUGACUGUGACGGCUGCCCCUGACUCACGGCGCGCUCACGUCACGCAGCUGGCAGGACUGCCUCGUCUGCCUCCUCGCACAUCCGCCUCUAGCCAUGCCGAUUCGUCAGCGUCGCUCUUAUCGCUCAACUCCACCGACGUGGAUGAUGCGGCAUUUUGGCCCCAAGUUCCCGAUGGCAUCUCUUCCGAUACUUCAGGCCAGAGGAUCGGCAGCACAUCGCAAGAUCGACUUCCUGAAAAGUUGGCAGAUACGGUGCUGGAAGGUGCGGGCGAUGCGGCGUUGGAACGCAUCUUGGGCAGCGCGGGCGUCUUGCCCGUCGAGAGCGCACCUCAUCAGCGGGAUGUGCAAAGUGCACGGCGCUCGGAAAUGGAUGCGCCCGUACAGGAGCGACCAGUGAUUGCCAGAUCCGCGUCUGGAUCGGCCGUGCCGCUCGUAGGCGGCUCGAGCACCUGGUGGGGUCGCUCGCUGCACGAGCUGCACGAUCUGGCAGAGAAUUUGGAAUGGAGGCUGAGGGCCUUUUGGACGUACAAGGUGGCGGGCAGAGAGGUGCGCAUCGAGGUGUUGCCUUGCUUUGCAAGACAUCAAGAUGAAGCGACAACAGCAGCAGCAGCGGGUUGGCGCACGCACGAGAGGGAUGCGCAGCACGAGGAGGGCAAAUCCAGAGUGAUUGCUGCUACAACGCUGGUGUCGGAUGCGGCAGGCAUGAUCGACGAUUCGCUCAUCAUUCCAAAGCACAUGAUUCAAGCCUACCUGCGCUCCGACUCGAGAUUCACCAUCCAGCACAACGCUACUCCGGACGACAUUUGCGCGCUCAAAGUGCGAGCGCUACUCAUGCCCCAGAAAUCGCUCGCUCAAACCGUCUUGCCAUCGUCGGAACAGGCGCAGGGCGAGCCUGUCAAGGGACCUUGGCACACGCUGACUGUCCAGCCGAUGAGAAGAGGUGUUAGACGAGUUCGAUUGAUCAGCGAUGUGGACGAUACCGUGAGGCACACGCACGUUCUGGGAGGCACACGGGCAGUGUUCCGAAACGUCUUUGUUAGGAAUCAUCAAGAGGUGCAGGUCGAGGGCGUGUCGCAGUGGUACGACGCCAUGGUGCGCUUAGGCGUAGGCAUUCACUACGUCUCCAACGCUCCCUGCGAGCUGCAUGCCGUCGUUCGAGGUGAGCAGUCUGCGGGGAAGUGCGCUCAUCCGCAUUCGUGAUUGCUGACGUGCACGCGCUGCCUCGUCGCUCUACGCGCGCCAGACUAUCUGGCCAACGCGGGACUGCCCAGCGGACAGUUGGCUUUGAAACACUAUCCCGCCGUCACUACCAGCUCACUCAUCGCUUCGUGGCUGCAACCAGCAGCUGCGCGCAAGCGUGGCGCUCUCACCGGCAUCAUGACCGACUUUCCAGACGACGCCUUUAUCCUCGUGUGAGUCGAAUGCAUGUCCCCGCCUCUUGUGCUCAUGAGAGAUUCUCGAUUGACAAGACGUGAACGCUGGGCUCCCCACUCUCAAGUGGCGAUUCGGGCGAGAUGGAUCUGGACGUGUACACCGAGCUGGCCAUUGCUCGUCCCAAUCAAGUGGCGGCCAUUCUCAUUCGGGACGUAUCGACUCCAACUUCUUCCAGUGUGCCGUCCAGCAGUUCCCACUCCAGUCUCGCCGAGGGCCGAGCACCCAAACGCAGCAACACGAUGCUGAGCAGUGCCGCCUCCACCUCUACCACGUCAUCGUCCGCAUCAGCAGCCUCCAGUUCGACCGAGCCGGACCCAUCUACGCUUGCGUGGCACGCCAGACUCGUUCGGGCUAGUCGGGCCCUUCCGUCGAGCGUUGUGCUGCAGACUUGGAGAGAGGGCAGGGAUGUGCAAAGUUUGUGCGAGUACCUCGUGCAGAGCCUGCAAUCGAGCGACGGACAGAGUGGCAGCUAGAGGAGAGCCACGCGCGGCGUCAAAGCUAGUAGCCCACCUUCCCCUCCUUCCCUCUUGGCGUCGGGUGGCAAGGACGACAACGUGAUGCGCUAGAGGUCCAAAUUUGCUGGCCAAUAAAGCGCCGCAGCCUCACAGCGCUGCAAGCGCUACUGGGUCUGCCCGGCUUUCAUUCGCGCUUGCGAACGCCACCGUGAAAGCGCAAUGCGCGAGGCAAUGGCCUGCGUGCUCGUGGCCAUCGUGAAUGACAAUCGCACGAAUGGCGAGAGGGGGGAAAUGUGAUUGCGUGCUCGUGCUCGUGCGCGCCUGCGCCUGUGCCAUCGCCACUGCCAUCGCCACGCCAGCCGUCGUGCGUUGUCUGCGCAGGCGGCAGAUGAAAGACCACAUCCAGCUCGACUUUGUGGCGAGAGCAAUACAUUCAUCCUUCGCUUGCGCUCGCUCAAUAUUUGACCUUCUUGAUCUCGCUUCCAUCAUCUUCUGCACAUCACAACUCGCUCCUACAACCAGAGCUGGUCUUUGGCUUUCUGAACGCCCUCCUUUCGGUUUGCCUUUUCGCUUCUCUUUUCGUUUCUUUUUGUUUUAGGCCAUUCUAAACGUUUCCUGCUGGCCAGGAAUCGACUCGCGCUCGACACGCGCCUACUGUUGCGAAAAGAGAUGAAGCAGAGGCCAAUCCUGACCUGCUGGGCAGCAACGAUCACGCUAAGCGCUUGCGCUUGUGCUUUCGCUUCAAUCUUUGUACCAGCAGCAACAGCAGCACCAGCAGCAGCAGCGGCGGCACAAACGCACCGUACUGCUCGGGAUGCGCAUUCAUCGAGCGACGACGCUCUGUUCAGACGCGCCCCGCUCAAGCCGCUCGGCCUGCCUGAGAAGGCUCUUGAGCUAAAUGCUGCCCCGAGCGUGAUCGAUCGGGUCGAUGGCGGCGGUACAGUCCCUGCUGCUGGAUCGUCGAGCGGCCCCCCCGAGCUGCCUGAGAGCUCGCAUCGAGAAGCGAGACCACCCGUGAGUCAAAGCGAAUGAAAUGCCUCGCAUACCCGCAUGCUAACCGAUUUUGUCAUUUCGCAGCCCGAUCUCAACAAGAAAUUGGGAAGACCACAAAACUACAAGGGAAACUUUCCCGGCAAGUCCAAAGGUGCUGAAUGGAGGCGCGAGAAUACUGAACGCUACGAGCUCCUCAAGCAUCGACGUAUCAUCAAGAAAGAAAUGGGCCUGACGUCGUCCGGAAAGAGCAAAGAGGAUUGGCCACCUUGGGACGGCAGGAGCGCGCACCAUCACGCCUGGCUCGAGUCACCUCAGGGCAAAGAGUAUAUCCGCAGGGUCAAUGAGCGCAUCGCAGCGGAUCCAGCGACGCUCACGGAUGUCGGCGGAGGCUCUCGCGGUCUUUCCUGGGGCACUUCAGCAUCCGCAGUGCGACGCAGGGAGAACCCCGAGCUGCACGCUGCUGCUCGAAGGAGACGCUUGGUUCGCAUGUCCUUGGGCCUGCCCUCGCAUACGAGCAGACAGCAGCCACUUCCAGACUGGGACGCUCGCAGCACGGGGCACAAAGCGUGGCUCGAAAGCACGGUAGGACGAUUGUAUACGCAGCGCUUGCGGGAUGAAGAGCGCAUUGCAGCCGAGCAUCCUCGACCGAAACGCGUGAGUAGGCGUGUCGGCAUGUUGCGCGAUCGCGAUCACUGCAUUGACCUGGUCGUCUCGAUGCAGCCUCCGGGCACUCCAGCGCCAAUCCGUCGACCAAAGCAGCUGGGCGGGCAGGUAGCGCUACCCCAGCAAGUGCCGCAUGCGCAAUCGUCGUCUGCACUCGGUGGCCGUAAUGCAGCAGAGCCAGAAAGGCCACCCUCUGAUCACGCAGACGAGACAUCGCUAUUGGUCGCUCGCACAAGGGUUCCGGAUGACUCCAUUUUCGGAGGGAUAGAAGAGGCCUCUCCGAGCGCAUCCUCCGCUGCAGGCGUGGAUAGAUUGCCUGCCGCUGUCAAAUUCUUGAGGACUCGUCCGCACGCCAUGCACAGGCUCCUUGCCGCCGACACGCCAGGACUUCAUCAAGGGUACGCCAAUCAGGCUGGCGUCUCCAAAGAAACUCUUGGCAGAGCUCUCUCGCAGGCGUGGGGCGAACACUCUGCUGCUCGCGCAAGCCGUGCUAUCGACGUAGGCGAGGGCGACUCAAAGGUAGUCGCUUUUACGCAGGCUCACGCCGAACGCUUGAAGAAUCUCUCGCCCGAUCAGAGACGCAAGGUUGCAGCGCUUCAGUCGUACUUUGAUUCGAAUCCACGAGAUAUGCAUCUGGCCAUGUCGCAUACGGACCUUCGCGCAACGAGAAGGUCGGCCAGAAAGCUCAAGGUGGAGCCUGCUACUCUCGCUGAUGCUCUCAAUUUGCGACGUCCUAUUGUGCCUGUGGCCAAAACCAAAGGGCGGCCAACCGCGCGCGCGAUGCGACAUGUUGGCGAAGAAGAGGUUCAAACGAAUCGCGAAGCCAUCUUGCGGGCACUCCAGGAAGGCGAACGUCUUGGCAUGAUGCCUCCUCGCAAUCACAGUGGCCCGCAACGAGUAAAGAAUAGCCGGACGUCCGCUCACGAUGAUCGUAAGCGGCUGUACCGAGCCUUGGGCGUCGAACCGCCCCGAAAGUUCGGACCGUCAAACACCAGACUCACCCCUGAAGGCUGCAGAAGUACGCAGCUGCGUGAUCUCAAACGUGCCGCACAAGCCGCCAACGGCAGCACAGAGUGCGCGUCGAUGAUGAAGAAGCAAGCGGGCCAAACUGCAACGAGUACCAGCGCGACCGACCACACCAAUCCCCUUUUGACCCACUCUGAUCAUUCCAAACAUGUGAGCAGUUCUGCCAAGGGACUACAACAGGAUUUGAACCUCUUACCUGGUCAGGCGCUCGAUGAUCUCGAACGCCAAAGGCUGGCACCGCGUGGACUCGGCACCGUAGAGGAAGCGGCUGCAUCUGCGUCGGCCAAGCAUCUUGAAAGCGCACCGAUCGAAGCUGUCAAGUCGAACACUCCCGCAUCAGCAAGCAAAGUGGCAUCUGCCACGACGACGAAGCCAGCGGCCAGCCAUGCCAAGAGACGACCACACAACACGGAGCCCCUGGCGGUCUUUAAAGGCGCGACCGGCUAUGCCCAACUGCUGCGUUGGAACAAGAGUUACACCACGCAAGGACUAGAAGUGCCGGCACACAUAAGGCUGCCCAAGAACGCUCUGAGCAAGGGGCAGUACUACAGGUGGAGAAUGAAAGGACUCAGCGACGAAGAAUUCAUGGCCAAGUUGGAGGAUCCCAAGCGCGCUGACAUGGUAAAAACGGGCAGGUCCUACCGCAAAACGCCAAUGGGCGUUCAGAGCACGCAGUGGCGGGACAAGAGGAGGGUGCUGGCUGUCAGCGGAGCGCCUCAAGAUGUGAACAAACGCUUGCAGCCCGGUGAAGGCAGCAUCGUAUCGCAGAGGCUGGACAAGGAGUUGACCAAUUUGUCUCGCAAGGGUCAGAUUGCGCGCCUAUUUGGAGAAGACCCUGCGGCCGCUUUGCCAUCGUGGGUACCGCGCUCUUAUAUGCAGCGAGCGGGUCUGCUUCGUGGAGAUCCUUCGCUGGGCGGAUACUCGCGGUCCCCGACUCGCGCUUCGGCCAAUCCUUCGGAGCCGGGUCAUUCGCACACUCUGGCCUCUUUGAAGGAGUCGUCGCCCGCGACGCAUGCAGCGCCCCAACGUCGCGCCGUAGCGUCUCGUCUGGACGAUCAAGAGGUGGGACGCGCGAUGCUCUAUACUCGGGGCUUGUCCGAGCCUGGCUCUGCGGCUUGGAAAGAGACGGAGGACUCGCUGCGCAAGGCAUCUUUCUCGUCGGCCAGCGACGCAAACCCAUCGUUUGGCAAGUUGAAAAAAAGCCAUUCACAUGCACCGGCUGUCGACACUGAGCUGAGGCUGGGCUUUCCGGAGCAAGGGUCUGUCUCGCCGCCGCCGCGCGCUGCUGUGCCACCGCAAGACACUAGCAAGCGCACCCGCGUAGAUACCGAGUUGAGCCUAGGCGGGUCUAGUGCUAAACGUCCAGCAGUCGACAUGAACGAGCUUGUGACGCCACGUACGGCCCAUCUCGAUGCGUGGAGGCAGCCAAAUGGAACGCACAAGCAUGAGCGCCCAGGGCAUGUGGAUGGCGCACCGCUGUACACCUCGCUCCCGCCAAAAGCCGCGUAUCGAGGUGCCGGAUCGUAUUCGGAGCUGCUGGAUUGGAACAAGGCGUAUGGAGAGCGGCGCCACGUCCCAGCAGAGAUCAGGAUUCAUGACCGUGCUCCUGCCAAGUCGACAGUCUGGCAUUAUAAGCAGCGAGGCUACACCGACGAACAGAUCAUGGGCUUGGUGGACAAGGGGUUUUUCAGGGGACUACGGGGUGAUGCGGUGCAGGCUCUGACCCCCUCGGGCCGAUACGACAACUACGCACGAUACGCCAACGCCACUCGACUCAAGCAGCGCAGAGAGAGUGGGCAGUCUGCUCAGGACAGCCAAAGACUUCGCAGCCUCGACCGCAGUCACGCCACGCCCGCAGUCGAGCAAGCCGGAGAUGGUCCCGCUCACGGCCGGGUCGCGCCGAAUCAGCUUGUGCGCAGAGUUGUGCACGGCGAUGGAGACCGAUCGAUUGACGACUUUUUAGCCGCUGUGAUGGAGGGGCACGACUUCCGACUGCCACACGAGCUCGAAAAUUUGCACGAUAGUCCAGUCCGAGCAGCGAGCCCAAGCGCCUGGAGCGGAACGCCUGCCAGUCAGACGCGUCACAGUGGUGUUUUAGGCGAGCAAACGCCACACAUUUCCGCUCCACACGCGCUGCAUUGGGACUCUGCUUCUCCUCAGAGUGCGGACAGCAGCGUACCUGAAAGCAGCAAAGCUUCGUCUGCUUCCUCUCACAUGCAGACCGACUCGCUCUCAACGUCCCAGCAAACGACGUCCAGCGCACUUGGAAGACAGCACAAGACGCGUAAAGGAGAUAGUCGACCUCGUCUUGCCAUGUUUAAAGGCGCGAGGAGCUACGACGAGCUGUAUAGUUGGAACAAGGAGUAUUGGAAGCAUGGCGAUGAAGCGCCGGUGCAUAUUCGUUUGCCUCGGACAGCACCAACACCGCCCGCGGUGUAUUAUCGAGCAGUAAAAAAGGGAAUACCACACGAGACGCUUAUGGAGGGCAUUUGGAGCGGCCAAUUGCGGGCACAGCCGUCGGGACGUCAACGCAAGACACCCGAGGGGAACAAGAGCACGCGGUGGAAGGAUCGUCAGGUUGCGAUCGCGAAGCUGGGACUCGUGCCUCGGCGAAGCACGUUUGCGCCCGGGCUGGAACGAAAGACGCCGGAAGGCUCGGGCAACACGGCAAGAUUGGACAAGUACGUCACGGAAGCGCUACAGCAAGCAGCAGAAGGAACGGCCAAGCUGACGGACGUAGAGAGGGCCGCUCUCACCAACUUUAAUAGUGUGGGGAGGCCCAAGGCGGCACGACAAUCGCUACCAGCACAUCCGACGGCCCAUUCGCCUCCCUCGACGCCGACGGACCAUUGA
Messenger RNA from Ceraceosorus bombacis, 8178 nucleotides. The record is from the annotation of a GenBank genome assembly. NCBI's taxonomy places the organism in Eukaryota, Fungi, Basidiomycota, Exobasidiomycetes, Ceraceosorales, Ceraceosoraceae.